Molecule: messenger RNA, 1251 nt
Organism: Ramularia collo-cygni
Lineage: Eukaryota; Fungi; Ascomycota; Dothideomycetes; Mycosphaerellales; Mycosphaerellaceae
Product: related to exopolyphosphatase
Exons: 1
Coding region: 1-1251 (416 amino acids)
Cellular component (GO): cytoplasm
Molecular function (GO): exopolyphosphatase activity
Source: RefSeq, a predicted model, not a curated record
AUGUCUCGCAUGCCAAUACGGACCUUCUUGGUCGCCGCCAAAAGACAGCUUCAAGAUUCGAUCAGAGACCAGACCUACACAUCCUUUGUAAUCGGCAAUGAGUCUGCAGACCUAGAUUCCAUUACAUGUGCGCUGGUAUACGGAUACAUCCAGUCGAGCAAAAUCGAGUCCAAACGUACUGGAAGACUGGUCGUUCCAAUUGCGAACCUUCCUGCUUCUGAUUUGCCUCUACGGACUGAACUCACUGCACUGCUCAAACAUGCAGGCAUCAAGCCGUCAGAUCUGAUCACAUUGGAUGACCUGGGAACGAGCCCUUUACCGCUGGACAAGACAGACUGGACGCUGGUAGACCACAAUGCUCUCCAGGGUCAGCUUGGUGAGCGGUACCGGAGUAGAGUCGUUGGCGUCAUCGACCACCACGAGGAYGAUAAUGCUGUCCCCAAAGAUGCUGCAUUGCGGAUUAUCGAGAAGUGUGGAAGCUGCAACAGUCUCAUGAUAAAUUCUCAAAGGGAGACUUGGCAGUCGCUUGGUUCCAUGGUGUCUACUUCGGCCGUCGGACUCGGCCAGGAUGACAUCCUUAUCGACGACUUUGCAUACGCCUCGACAUGGGAUGGGCAAGUGGCAAAGCUCUCCUUGGGAUCCAUUCUGAUCGAUACCGGCAACAUGGAGAUUGAAUCGAAAGUCACUGAUCACGAUCGGAAGGCUGUCCGGUAUCUAGAAGCCAAGAUCAACGUCUCUCCGAAGCUGGGGAAGGAUUACGAUAGGAAGAAGUUCUUUAACGAGAUUCAUGAUGCCAAAAUGGAAAUUUCCAGCCUGUCUCUUGCUGAUGUCUUCCGCAAGGACUAUAAGGAGUGGAAAGAGGGCGAUCUGACACUGGGAAUGAGCAGUGUAGUCCAGUCCUAUUCCUACCUUCAGGCGACAGGAGAAGACCUCCAGGCUGCUUUGAAGAGCUUUGCCCAGAAGAAGUCCUUGGAUCUCUAUUCGAUUACAACUUCCGGCACGGACGAAUCGGGUCAAUUCUACAAGGAAAUCUUGCUGACCGCCUUAGGCGGUCAGAAGGCUACAAAAGCGGUCGAAAGGUUUGUAGCAAUAGCUAAAGACGACUUGCAGCUUGGAGACAGAGACGGUGUCAAGUGGUCAGCUCCGUCAGAUCCCGAUAUCUCGUUCCAGCAUCUCUGGAAUCAGGGCAAUGUCGAGGCAAGCAGAAAACAAGUGGCACCUUUCCUGCGGAAGGCCAUGGCCGAUCAGUGA